Molecule: messenger RNA, 906 nt
Organism: Strongyloides ratti
Lineage: Eukaryota; Metazoa; Nematoda; Chromadorea; Rhabditida; Strongyloididae
Product: Collagen alpha-5(IV) chain
Exons: 2
Coding region: 1-906 (301 amino acids)
Molecular function (GO): structural constituent of cuticle
Source: RefSeq, a predicted model, not a curated record
AUGGAAGGAGACAGCAAAAUUCGUGCUUACAGAUUCGUUGCCUAUUCAGCAGUCACAUUUUCUGUUAUUGCAGUUCUUUCGGUGGCUCUUUCUUUACCAAUGGUAUAUAACUAUGUUAAUGCCGUCAAGCAUCAAAUGAAACAUGAAAUUGGAUUCUGCCAAGGAACAGCAAAAGAUAUGUACAAUGAAGUUAGCUACUUGAAAACAAUUAAUUUCGCUGCUAGAAACAGAACCGCACGUCAAGCUUCUGGUUAUGAUGCACCAGUUGAAAAUGCUCCAGCUGCCGCUACUUGUGAAGGAUGUUGUCUUCCAGGACAACCAGGACCUCAAGGACCACCAGGAAAAUCUGGUAAACCAGGUAAACCAGGAGCACCAGGAACCCCAGGAACACCAGGAAAACCACCAGUUGCUCCAUGUGAACCAACUACACCACCACCAUGUAAACCAUGCCCAACUGGACCACCCGGACCACCAGGACCAAUCGGAGCUCCAGGAGAUGUUGGUGCCCCAGGUACUCCAGGAAGACCAGGAAAUGAUGCUCCAAAUGGUGAACCAGGCCCAAGAGGACCACCAGGACCACCAGGCCCACCAGGACCACAAGGACCAAAAGGAGAUGCCGGAGUUCCAGCUGUUUCUGAACCAGCCGUACCAGGAGAACCAGGUGAACCAGGAGAGCCAGGACCACAAGGACCACCAGGACCUCCAGGACCACCAGGAAAUGAUGGAGCACCAGGAGCCCCAGGACCAAAAGGAGAAACAGGUGAACCAGGAGAUGCUGGCCCAGACGGAAACCCAGGACCACAAGGACCACCAGGACCAGCUGGAGAACCAGGUGAGAAAGGAAUCUGUCCAAAAUAUUGCGCUCUCGAUGGUGGAAUUUUCUUUGAAGACGGAACAAGACGUUAA